This is a messenger RNA of Oryzias melastigma (Indian medaka), 1232 nucleotides long. It is a transcript of the gene derl1, whose product is annotated as derlin 1. The transcript has 8 exons. NCBI's taxonomy places the organism in Eukaryota, Metazoa, Chordata, Actinopteri, Beloniformes, Adrianichthyidae. The record is from RefSeq and is a predicted model, not a curated record. Gene Ontology annotation, biological process: endoplasmic reticulum unfolded protein response. Gene Ontology annotation, cellular component: Hrd1p ubiquitin ligase ERAD-L complex; endoplasmic reticulum membrane. Bases 1 to 768 code for a protein of 255 amino acids. Gene Ontology annotation, molecular function: ubiquitin-specific protease binding; misfolded protein binding.
AUGUCGGACAUCGGGGACUGGUUCAGGAGCAUCCCUUUCAUCACCCGGUCUUGGUUUGCUGCUUCGAUAGCGGUUCCUUUUAUUGGGAAGCUAGGGUUGAUCGAUUUCAGAAACCUCCUGCUCUUCCCGGAGAUGGUUUUCAGCAGAUUUCAUAUCUGGAGACCAAUCACAGCCACCUUUUAUUUCCCAAUAACCCCCAAUACUGGCUUUCUCUACCUGGUCAACCUUUACUUCCUCUAUCAUUACUCCACUCGGCUGGAGACCGGGGCUUUUGAUGGCAGACCUGCAGACUAUGUUUUUAUGCUUCUCUUCAACUGGAUCUGCAUUGUUAUAACCGGGCUGCUCAUGAACAUGCAGCUGCUCAUGAUCCCGCUCAUCAUGUCGGUUCUGUACGUCUGGGCCCAGUUCAACAAAGACACCAUCGUUUCCUUCUGGUUUGGAACGCGGUUUAAGGCCUAUUAUCUACCCUGGGUCAUCCUGGCCUUCAACUUCAUUAUCGGAGGCUCAUUUAUGAACGAACUGACAGGAAACCUGGUGGGCCACCUCUUCUUCUUCCUCAUGUUCAAAUACCCCAUGGAUCUCGGAGGACGCUCCUUUCUGUCCACGCCAGAGUUCCUGUAUCGGUUCUUCCCCAACAGGAGAGGAGGAGUGUCUGGCUUUGGAGCUCCUCCCAGCAGACGGCCGGCGGCCCAGGACCCCGCCGGCGGAGGAGGAGGAGGGGGAGGCCGGCACAACUGGGGGCAGGGCUUUCGUCUUGGUGGGGAAUGAGGGCGCCCUGAGCUCUCACCAACAAACGGCCGAGCGGCCGGCAUUCUGGACUAAACCAUUUCUCUCCUCCUUGUUUUAUUUCCCGUUGAAGGAAAUCAAAUCUCCAUCUUUAAAUUGAAUUUGUCUGUUUAAGAAGAAAAAAAAAGAUCUGAGGAAGCACAGCAGGACUCUGUUCUCCAAGCCAAGACGCCAUUACAGCAGAGGAAGAACGGUUUCACUCUAACGCCACUCUCUUCCCGCCUUUCUUUCUCUACGACAGUCAGGAAGACGUGUUCUUCUCUCUGUGACGCCAUAUCUGAUUCUUCACGCACUGGGAGGGCCGUCCUGCAGCAGAGCGCCGUCUCUGGGUCUGUUUUCAUGGAUGUAAAAUAUUACAUGACGCGGCGGGAUUUUCUCCUGUUGUAAGACCCAGAUGUAAACACAAGGAUGCUCUUUAUUGUAAAUAAAACUUUUUUGAAAGGAUG